UAACACCGUUUUGAUAACAGCGCCUUGAUAGAGUGUACAGCUGUUGAAACUGGUUGAAACGUAAAUUUUUAGUGCUUAAGUGUCAUUAUAUCUGUUUUUUUUUUUUUUGGUAAAAACGUAGCCCUUGGGCUGAAAAUAUUACGAUUAUAAAAAUGAGAGAAGCUGGGAUAAUGUUAAUAAGUGCUGCAUUAACGUGCGCCGUAAUUGGCAAUGCUUAUUAUCAAAGAAAACAAUUUUAUCCGACGGUAGUCCACAUAACCAAAUCAAAUCCGAGCAUGACUGUAAUUUAUGCUCAAACGUUGAUACUCGUUUUCAUGAUAAAUGCAUUCCUUAGGAAGAUAUUUUUCGGUACUUUACGUGCUGCUGAACUGGAGCAUUUGGUAGAGAAAGUAUGGUAUGCAGUAACUGAGACGUGUUUAGCUUUUACAGUAUUUAGGGAUGAUUUCAGCCCAAAAUUUAUAGCAUUAUUUACACUUUUAUUAUUUCUUAAAUCAUUUCACUGGUUAGCUGAAGAUCGUGUUGAUUACAUGGAAAGAAGUCCAGUGAUAACAUGGCUAUUUCAUCUGAGAGUCGUGACUUUAUUAGGACUUCUAUUUGUCAUUAAUUUAACAAUGAUUCAUUACGCAUAUAGUACAACUGCUACAAAAGGUCCUUCAGUACAACUUGUGUUUGGAUUUGAAUAUGCGAUUUUAUUGACUGUUGUAAUAAAUAUUACUGUAAAAUAUAUAUUACACACAAUAGAUUUGCAAAGUGAAAAUCCAUGGGACAAUAAGCCAGUAUUUUUAUUAUACACAGAAUUGGUUAUUGGUUUUCUAAAGGUCACUUUAUAUAUUGCUUUCGUAACUAUAAUGAUAAAACUGUUUACUCUACCUUUAUUUGCACUUCGUCCUAUGUAUUAUACAAUGCGUGAUUUUAAAAAGGCAUUCCAUGACAUUGUAAUGUCACGCAGGGCUAUUAGAAAUAUGAAUACACUUUAUCCCGAUGCAACACCUGAAGAAUUAGCAGCUGCUGAUAAUGUAUGCAUAAUUUGUCGAGAAGAAAUGGUAGCAGCAAGCAAAAAGUUACCAUGUAAUCAUAUUUUUCAUACUGCAUGCCUUCGUUCUUGGUUUCAACGUCAACAAACUUGUCCAACAUGUCGUUUAAAUAUUUUAAGACCAACUACAAUUAAUACAGAGACAAGACAACAAAAUCCACAGCAAGGUCAACAAGCACCCCAACCUCCUCCAGCAGCAGGAUUAAAUCCACAAGGUCAGGGCUUCCAAUUGCCAGGUUUUUGGGCAGGAUUGCAAGCUCCAGGUGUGAUGCCACAACAACAAGGUCAAAAUAAUGUUGGAAAUGUUCCUUUGACACCAUUCCAAAAUUUACCAGCCGGAAGUGUACCAAUUUUUGCCCCACCAUUUCCUCCUAUGGUACCAUUGCCACCUAUUCCUACACCUCCGCCUAAUUUAACAGAACUUACUGAAGAUGAACUCAGAGCAAUGGAGGGCAAUUUACGACAAGCAGUAGAAGCAAGAAUACAAACAUUACAAAGAGUACAACUGUUGUUAGAUGCUGCUAAUGCUAUGAUGAACCAAUAUCAAGCAGCAGCUGCCACUGCUAACAUCCCUAAGCCUCCUACUGCAACAGAAGAAAAUACAAAUGCUCCAACAAAUAUGGCUACAAACCAAGAAAAAGAUACAUGUCUAGCUAGUAAAAAUGAAGGUGAGAGUUCUCGCACUGUAAUAAAUGCAGAUACUUCUGUUCCAGACACAGUUAAUGAUAAAACAGUUAGUCAAUCAAGCACAAGUAAUAUUGAAAUAACUUCAGAAACAUCAUCUAGAGCUGAAACAGAACCCAUAAGUGAGCAAGAAAUGUUAAGGAGACGUAGGCUACAGAAAUUUUCAGCUCAGAAUACAACAGAAUAAGUAGUUCUUAAACUAUGUAACAAAUUAGUUUUUGAUUAAUGCCUGUUCUCAAUUACAGAUAUAAUGAGUGAUUAAAGGAUAUCUGUUUGAAUAUAGACUGCAACUAUGAAAUAAAUUAUUAAGAGUGGGUAAAUAAAUAUAGAGAAAAUUUUAUAAUUUUGCGAUUCCUUGGAUGAAUGAUGUACAAUUAAAACCUGUCAGUGUGUUCUUGAAUAUUAAUAUAUAUUAUAGGCAGUGAUCAUUUAAUUUUGUCUUGAAAUAAACAUUUUUUUUUAUAUAUAA
Vespa crabro (European hornet) is the source of this 2186-nucleotide messenger RNA. RefSeq names its product E3 ubiquitin-protein ligase synoviolin A (gene sip3). The coding region runs from base 153 to 1904 and encodes 583 amino acids. The record is from RefSeq and is a predicted model, not a curated record. Lineage: Eukaryota; Metazoa; Arthropoda; Insecta; Hymenoptera; Vespidae. The transcript has 8 exons. Gene Ontology annotation, cellular component: cytoplasm.